Messenger RNA from Linepithema humile (Argentine ant), 1038 nucleotides. The record is from RefSeq and is a predicted model, not a curated record. NCBI's taxonomy places the organism in Eukaryota, Metazoa, Arthropoda, Insecta, Hymenoptera, Formicidae.
AUGUGGCCUUUUAAUACCUUGUGCAAUAGUACGGCGCGUACUAUUGCAAAAUUGCGUCUUGAUGGCAAAACAGUGAUUAUAACGCAAAUUGGAGCAAAUUCCAAAAUCGGCAAGGAGACUGCCAGAGAUUUAUACCGAAGAGGAAGUGCCAGGGUGAUUUUGGCUUGUCGUAAUAUGGAAAAGGCAAACGCCGCAGUGGACGACAUUAAGAGAAAUUCAUUUUCAAAAGUGGAUGGGCAACAGCUGAAGGAUAAGACAGGUGAUCUCGCGGUUUACCAACUGGAUCUCAGCAGUUUCCAAAGUGUAAGAGAAUGCGCUAAGAAUUUACUAGCAAAAGAACCAGUGAUUCAUAUUCUCAUAAACAAUGCCGGCAUUUUUAUGUAUCCAUCCGAGAAAACCGAGGACGGAAACGAGAUGCACCUGCAGUCGAAUCAUCUUGGACAUUUUCUUUUAACGCUGCUAUUAUUACCGAAAUUGCGAUUAUCUGGUUUUGGUUGCAGGAUAAUUAACGUAUCGUCUGUGGCGCAUUGGUUUGGCAAUAUAAAUUUUGAUGAUAUCAAUUUGGAAAAAUCUUAUAGACCAUGGAAAGCUUAUGCACAGAGUAAACUGGCAAAUAUUCUAUUUACUAAAUAUAUGAAGUGUCCCAAACAACUCGCGCAUCAAUUAGCAAAGGCAGAGAUAGGAGGAAUAAAUGUUUACGCUUUACAUCCUGGUCUUAUACCUACGGAAAUAUCACGUUAUAGCGGCGACACCUUUUUUUAUGGUGCGGACAAACUUUUCAAUUGUUUUACAUGGAUGUUUUUUAAGAAUGUGGUGCAAGGAGCACAAACAACGAUAUAUUGUGAGGUAGAUGAAAAAGUGGGCGAAGAGACUGGGCUCUAUUAUUCUGAUUGCAGUCCUGCCAUGACACAUAGCAGAGCGAUGAAUGCCGAUUAUAGCAAAAAGUUGUGGGAUAUAUCUUGCCGACUGUUGCAUUUGGAGCCCGAGGAAAAUCUUGUUGCAUUGUUGAAUACUAUUUCACGUCAAAUUGUUGAUUAA